AUGCCAAGAGCCAUUUCCCACCUGCCGACUGGGGGAAAAAUACGUUCCAGCGGGGACGCAGGUGUCCUCACACAGCCAGCGUGGGAGCCGGCCUUCAGUCGCCGCGGAGCUGGCCGCGAGCUGCCGCGCAGCGCCUUCCCCGCGCCUCCUGGGGCCUGCGGAGGGCCCCUCCCCCGCGGCCCGGGGCGCCCAGGGGCCUCAGCCUCAGCCUCAGCCGAGGGAAGCCGCGGGCCGCCCGCCCGGGGCGUGCCGGGCCGGGCCGGGCCGGGCGGGGCAGGUGUCGGCCUCACCCCGGCUCCCCCGGGCCAAGCGCGCCGGCGCCUCCGCCCGAACAGGACAGGCCGAGGCCGUGAAGCGAGUCACUCGGAAGACGCUUCUCCCAGCGUCUGGGGCGUGGAGGGGGCGCCUCGAGGGCCACGGCGCUGCCGGCCCCGCCCUUCCCUCUCCUGGCCGGACCCUCCUCGGAGCGUCGACGCGAGCACCCGCCUCCCUCGCCUCAAGUGUAGGCGUCCCGCCACCCCUCGGCCUGGCUGGCUUCCCUCGGCUCUGCCAGCCGCGGACUGCCAGUGGCGGGCGCCACUUCGGGGUGCUCUCAGAAACCCGAGGGCGUGCGAGGUCGCCCCGGUGGCUGCCGGGCAGGGCCGGGCUCUGGGGUCGAGGGGGAAACCCCGUAGGGCCCGGCGGCCCCCGCACGCCGACGGGGACAGGCUUCAGGGGACGGUUUGGGAGGGGACUGCCGAAGCCUGGAAGAGGGUGCUGACUUCUUUCUACCCAGGAAUGGUUUCCUCCCGCGGGAAUGACAACCAGGCCGCCGAGCACGUCCAAAUACGAACGCGUCUCGAAGAUCCGGCCGCGGCCGCCCAGAACUUCCCGUGCAGACCGUUCUGCAGCCUCCAGUUUCCUCCCGAGGUUUCCUCCUCUUAAAGUUUCCAUUUUUUCUGGUGACAAUUUACCCGACCUUCCCACCGGGUUAGUUUCAGCAGCUACACGCGGGGCGUCAUCAGCUCGGAUCUUCGACUGUUUCCCCUUCCCUUCUCUUCUCGCCGCGCGCACGCGUUCGCACCUGCGGCUGGUAAU
Messenger RNA from Nyctereutes procyonoides (raccoon dog), 1077 nucleotides. RefSeq names its product collagen alpha-1(I) chain. Lineage: Eukaryota; Metazoa; Chordata; Mammalia; Carnivora; Canidae. The transcript has 3 exons. The record is from RefSeq and is a predicted model, not a curated record. Bases 1 to 924 code for a protein of 307 amino acids.